This is a messenger RNA of Ruditapes philippinarum (Manila clam), 3968 nucleotides long. RefSeq names its product synaptic vesicle 2-related protein-like. Lineage: Eukaryota; Metazoa; Mollusca; Bivalvia; Venerida; Veneridae. The coding region runs from base 162 to 1649 and encodes 495 amino acids. The transcript has 3 exons. Gene Ontology annotation, biological process: transmembrane transport. The record is from RefSeq and is a predicted model, not a curated record. Gene Ontology annotation, molecular function: transmembrane transporter activity.
AAAUAACAUUUUCUACUUUCGUUUUGCACUGCUAUCUUCAUACUGAAGAGUGCGCGGCCUUGACCUUCAACAUGUAAACAAAGCGGCAUGGAAAGGGGUAUAUGGAAAGGUCAAAAUUUAGCGAAAGUUACUUCACAUUUAGACUUUGAAUUGGUGUAAGAAUGAAACAAAGGGACGAAGAAGUACCACUGACAUCUGCACGUGCAGAAAUUCACCUAGAUGAAGUUAUAUCAUCAAUAAAAUUCGGAAAGUUUCAUUUAAAAAUGAUGAUUUUGACAUGCGGAGCUUAUUUUGCUGCUUGCACGGAAAUGAUGUCCAUAGUGUUCCUAAGUAAACCGGUGAAAUCUGAGUGGAAUUUAAAUGAUAUGACAUUUCCUUUGUUGCCAUUCUGUGGAGGCAUUAUAAGUUUAAUAAGUAGCUUUUCAUUUGGAUCUCUUAGUGAUAAAUUUGGUAGACAGAAACCGUUGCUAGUGGCAUUGUUAUUCGUCUCCGUGUUUGGUAUUGCGUCCGCUUUUGCACCAUACUUUUGGCUAUUUGUGAUUUUACGAGCAUUUGUUUCCUUAGGAACUUCAGGGAUAGAAACCGUAGACUUUGUUCUUCUUUUAGAAUGUUUACCAAAGAAGAACCGGGGAUGCACGAUGGUUGUGAUCACAUUAUGUGGUGCAUUCGGAACACUCUUGUCUGCUGCACUUGCUUGGAUCAUCUUGCCUAAGUUCGGUUGGCGCUGGUUUAUUGGCGCAUGCGCCGUGCCGUCAUGCGUUAUUUUAGCUUAUAGGCUUUGGUUCAGCUUCGAGUCGCCGCGGUAUCUGUAUAUAAGUGGACAAACAGAUCGAGGGUAUGAGGUUCUGAAGAAAAUUGCCAAUCAAAGUAACACCAGCUUACCCCAAGGAGAAAUAGUUUGUCCUCCCAGUGCUGAACGCGGAAGAGUACAAGAUCUAUUUUCCAAGGACCUGCGCAAAAGGACAACUUUUUCAAUGCUCGUUUGGUUUUUCCAGUCAAUGGGAUUUUGGGGUGUUACGAUGUACUUACCCGAAUAUUUAAUGUCCAUAGAAAUUGACCCUUAUUUUAAUAUGUUUGCCGUAUACAUUGGUGAAAUACCUGGACUUUGUUUAACAAUGGUAAUUAUAGAGCAUAGAAAAUUCGGAAGGAUUCGUUGUUUACGAUUGUUUUCAUUUGCAACAGCGCUAGGACUACUUUUGUUUGCAUUUAUUGGAGUUCCCAUUGUAAAGACAGUCUUUGUUAUAUUAGUUUACUUCUUUAUGGUACCGAUUUACUCAAUACUAAACACCUAUACACCGGAGCUGUAUCCUACAGACAGCCGUAGCAUCGCCAUGGCAUCCAUGUACAUGGUCAUAGCGUUUCCGGGCAUUAUAACUGCAUUUAUUGGAGCAACCGUACUUUCUACAAACAUCUCGUGGUUAUAUCCUACAGUGGCCGCCGGUUUCUUCUCGUUACAAUUUUUGUUCACUUUCGGCCUCACAUCCGAAACUGCGGGUCAGUCAUUGAAUGACACGAAGCAGACGAUCAAACAGGAUGUGACGUCAGAUGAGACACUGCCAACACCGGAUGUGCCAAAUGGAUGUGUUCAAAAUGGAAAUUGUAACGUAGUAAAAGAGACAGACACAAUGGACAGUUCUCCGAUGUUGUGAAGUUUAUACAUAAUUUGUGUUCAACUUUUGUUAGAUAUAGUGUUUGCUCAAAUAUAAGUACAUUUACAACAAAUAGGGUUAAAAUAUUCCGCGCAUUAUAUGUCUUUCAGACAGAUUAUUUUCUAGUUUUAGAAUAAUUGAUGUUAGUAUGUGGGACCUGGCUUAAAUUAUUUUCAAAAUUUUGAAAAAUGUAAAGUAACGUAGAAAUCAAUUUUGCAUUUUGCAAUGUACUGAAAUACUUCAGAUUCAAGCGAAAUGUGGACCUAUAUACUGUUUCAUAUCAUGUCACUUCCGGUAUUACGAUCUUGUACAUACACUUUAUUGUGUUUUAUUUAUUUGAUACUCAAUGUGUUGUUAAAACUGCCAAUAUUUACUAGUUUAAUGAUCAGUUUUUACUAUUAAUUUAUUUGUAUUAUAACGUUAACAGUUCUAUCACAUACCUGUUCAUAUUUUGUAUUUACUGCAAUAUAUCACAUGGAAAUCCGUAUUGUAUGCUAGUGUGAUUCAGAAAUACGUGCUGAUGUAAUUAACAGAUUCGAUGAGGUAUAUAAUUAAAGGCGGGUCAAACUCGGAGCUGCCGCGUUUCGUUAGAUCCUGGGCUAGUAAAAUCCACCCGAGCCGGAUCAAGAUACAUUUUGUACUGAAAAAUAAUAUUUUAAUAUUUGAGAAAGAAGGGACCGCGAAUAAAAGUUGUAUUAUUAUAAGAUAUACAUGUAAUUUAUUUCAAAGAAUUGUUGUUAGCAACUUAUUUUACUGUUAUAUACGAUCAGGGUAACAAAUUAAUUUACAUAUGUACGGGCAUUUAUGUAUUCCUUUGCUCAAAUAGUAUAGAUUGUGAAUAAAGUUCCCUAAAAACUUAAUGGGGUGCACGGGGGUAUAAUUAAUAGCUUGAGAGAAAUUAUGUCCAGAUUUGUGGUAGCGCUCCUAGUAUUUUCUUGUUUCCCUAACUCUGAUAAAAUUGUAUUGGUUUAUUUAAUUGUUUGAACGUUGGUUUUUUUGUUUGUUUGUUUUUUCUUCUCCGAGAAAAAAGAAUGCACAUAGUAAUAAUAAAAUAUAGAGGAGAGACUGAUUAUAUUUUCAGAAUUUGAUAAACUUUUUGAAUCUUUUUAUGUUGACCUUAUUUAUAAGUUUUCGUUUACAAAUAUGUUUAUAUUGGCAUUAUGUUAAUUUUUUUGUUAAAAAAAAAACUGCCUCUCAACGUUCUUUUCUUACCGAACUACCAGAAGGUAGUUACAAUUGUGGUAGUUACAAUUGUGGUAGUUACAAUUGUGGUAGUUACAAUUGGGGUAGUUACAGUUGUGGUAGUUACAGUUGUGGUAGUUACACUUGUGGUAGUUACAGUUGUGGUAGUUACAAUUGUGGUAGUUACAAUUGGGGUAGUUACAGUUGUGGUAGUUACAGUUGUGGUAGUUACACUUGUGGUAGUUACAGUUGUGGUAGUUACAAUUGUGGUAGUUACAAUUGUGGUAGUUACAAUUGUGGUAGUUACACUUGUGGUAGUUACAGUUGUGGUAGUUACAAUUGUGGUAGUUACAAUUGUGGUAGUUACACUUGUGGUAGUUACAGUUGUGGUAGUUACAAUUGUGGUAGUUACAGUUGUGGUAGUUACAGUUGUGGUAGUUACAAUUGUGAUAGUUACAAUUGUGGUAGUUACAAUUGUGGUAGUUACAGUUGUGGUAGUUACAAUUGUGGUAGUUAUAAUUGUCCUAAACAUAGGCAACUGACUCGGGAACGUUUUUCAGAAAAAAAACUGCUAUAAUUUAAUGUGUUCAUUAUGAUUCUUCAAAUAUAUUACAUGUAUAUUCCUAAUUGAUAAAAUGUCAUUUUAAUGAUCAUUGCAAUUUAUGAGGUAUUGUUUUUAUGGUAAAAAAUCCUGCUUUUUCUUAUUUCUCUGACCGUUUUACAAUUAAUAGUAAAGAGAUAUUUUAUUCAUAUGAAAAUGCAUUGAAUUUAUUCAAUAUAAUCUAUAAAAUAACCAGUGUAAUACUACUUAUUCCUAGAGAUUUAAUUAAAAAGAUAAUGUGUACAAUAUUAAUUAUCUCCCAUGAAAAAACAGUAUGCAUAUCAAGAAUUGUAUUUAUUAUCUUUACAUCAUAUUUCAGAAGAUAUUUCGACAAUCAAAAUGUUGCUUUGAUCUAAAUCUUUUUCGAUUUUCAUUGGGUUUUUGUUCACUCGUAAAAAAGACACUUUCUCUAAAUUGUCUGGUUUUCUUUUACUAAUAUUAUAUAUAAUAAUUAUACACCCGCAUAUUCUAGUAGUACUUAAUUUGUUGGUUUUUGAUAGUAAUUGUAUGUUUUUGUGCUAUGUUUAUUGUGAUAA